This is a messenger RNA of Kogia breviceps (pygmy sperm whale), 7611 nucleotides long. The record is from RefSeq and is a predicted model, not a curated record. Lineage: Eukaryota; Metazoa; Chordata; Mammalia; Artiodactyla; Physeteridae.
UCAUUGGGGUGGAGGAGAAGGCGGCGGCCGUCUGGUCCGCAGGGCCAACAGGAGCGACUAAUACGGCUAAAAUAUGAAGAGUAGAGAAAAUUAUUAAGAAGUAGGAGAAUGGACUGCUGAAUUAUGAAGUACUCCAGACCCAGGAGGAGAGCACCACUCUGACAUCCACUCCCUUCUCCCCGACUAGUUAUUUAAAUUGGACUUUUAAUAUCCUACCAGCUGCUCUUCAGACACACAUGGUGCAUUGUUGCCAUUCCCCAGAUUGCAUCUCUGAAACACAGGCUCUUAGUAACCUUCAGCAAACAAAGAGGCCGCCUCCCGGGGACGCCUGCUGGGAGGCUGUCACCCUGACUGCCCUCUAGCUUCUGCCGGCUCUGGAUUGGAAUUCCGCCAUGGAGCCUCGCAUGGAGGCCUGCCUGGCACAGGUGCUGCAGAAGGAUGUGGGGAAGCGACUGCAGGUUGGCCAAGAACUGAUAGACUAUUUCUCAGACAAACAGAAGUCUGCCGACCUUGAGCAUGACCAGACCACAUUAGACAAACUCGUGGACGGACUCGCUACCUUUUGGGUGAACUCCAGCAAUUACAAGGUGGUUCUCCUGGGCAUGGACAUCCUGUCCUCGCUGGUCACCCGGCUGCAGGAUCGGUUCAAGGCACAGAUCGGCACAGUGCUGCCGAGUUUAAUAGACAGACUGGGCGAUGCUAAAGACUCUGUGAGGGAGCAAGACCAGGCCCUGCUGCUGAAGAUCAUGGAUCAGGCUGCUAACCCCCAGUACGUGUGGGACCGGAUGCUGGGAGGCUUCAAGCACAAGAACUUCCGCACCCGGGAAGGCACGUGUCUCUGCCUGGUCGCUACACUCAACGCCUCUGGAGCACAUACCUUAACACUAAGCAAGAUCGUGCCACAUAUAUGUAACCUGCUUGGAGAUCCUAACAGCCAGGUUCGAGAUGCAGCAAUAAACAGCUUAGUGGAAAUUUACAGACAUGUAGGAGAACGUGUGAGGGCAGAUCUCAGUAAGAAAGGAUUGCCACAGUCCCGGUUGAAUGUAAUUUUUACAAAAUUUGAUGAAGUCCAAAAAUCUGGAAACAUGAUACAGUCUGCAAAUGAUAAAAAUUUUGAUGAUGAGGAUUCUGUGGAUGGUAAUAGGCCUUCUUCCGCCAGCUCUACGUCGUCCAAAGCCCCAGCAAGCUCCCGCCGAAACGUUGGAAUGGGGACUGCCCGCAGGCUCGGCUCAUCCACUCUUGGAUCCAAGUCUUCAGCUGCAAAAGAGGGAGCUGGUGCUGUCGAUGAGGAGGACUUUAUCAAAGCAUUUGAUGAUGUGCCUGUAGUCCAGAUCUACUCCAGCCGAGACCUUGAGGAGUCCGUAAACAAGAUUAGGGAGAUACUGUCUGACGACAAACACGACUGGGAGCAGAGAGUGAACGCCCUAAAAAAGAUUAGAUCUUUACUUUUGGCUGGUGCUGCUGAGUAUGAUAACUUCUUCCAACAUUUGCGUCUUUUGGACGGAGCCUUUAAACUAUCGGCUAAGGAUCUGCGGUCUCAGGUAGUGCGGGAGGCUUGUAUCACCUUGGGGCAUCUGUCAUCAGUGCUGGGGAACAAGUUUGACCAUGGAGCUGAAGCAAUUAUGCCAACGAUUUUUAAUUUAAUUCCGAACAGUGCCAAAAUUAUGGCCACCUCUGGUGUUGUAGCUGUUAGGUUAAUCAUUCGGCACACACACAUCCCUAGGCUAAUACCCAUCAUAACAAGCAACUGUACCUCCAAAUCUGUCGCCGUUAGAAGGCGCUGUUUUGAAUUUCUAGAUUUACUUUUACAAGAAUGGCAGACACAUUCACUGGAACGACACAUAUCAGUAUUAGCGGAAACAAUAAAGAAGGGAAUACACGACGCUGAUUCGGAAGCACGGAUAGAAGCCAGAAAGUGUUACUGGGGUUUCCACAGUCACUUCAGCAGGGAAGCGGAGCACCUGUACCACGCCCUGGAGCCCUCCUACCAGAGGGCUCUGCAAAGCCACCUGAAGAGCUCGGACAGCGUGGUGUCGCUGCCCCAGUCGGACCGCUCGUCCUCCAGCUCGCAGGAGAGUCUCAACCGGCCGCUCUCCGCCAAGAGAAGCCCUACUGGCAGUGCCACCUCCAGAGCUUCCACAGUCAGCAGCAAAUCCGUGUCCACCACGGGGUCCCUGCAGCGCUCUCGAAGCGACAUAGACGUGAACGCAGCCGCCAGCGCCAAAUCCAAGGUCCCCUCGGCUCCCGGUGCAGCGCCCUUCAGCUCCGCGGCAGCCUUGCCUCCGGGCUCGUACGCCUCCUUAGGUCGGAUCCGCACGCGACGGCAGAGCUCUGGGAGCGCCACCAAUGUCACCUCCACACCUUCUGACAGUCGGGGCCGCAGCCGCGCCAAAGUGGUCUCACAGUCCCAGCCUGGCAGCCGAUCAAGCUCCCCAGGGAAAUUGUUGGGAAGUGGUUAUAGUGGCCUUGCUGGGGGUUCCUCGAGAGGCCCACCUGCGACACCCUCUUCAGAAAAACGAAGCAAGAUUCCCAGGAGUCAGGGAUGUAGCCGAGAAACAAGUCCAAACCGCAUAGGAUUAGCCUCUCGACGUCAUUCCAGGUCCACUAGUGCUCUUGCCACGGCUGACUCUGUUGGGCAGUCAGACCGGUUUGGGCUCGGCCAGGCAGGAAGAAUACCUGGCUCUGUGAAUGCCAUGCGGGUCCUGAGCACCAGUGCAGAUCUGGAAGCCGCUGUUGCUGAUGCUUUGCUGUUAGGAGACUCCAGGAGCAAGAAGAAGCCCGCGAGGAGGAGGUACGAGCCGUACGGGAUGUAUUCUGACGACGACGCCAACAGCGACGCGUCCAGCGUGUGCUCCGAGCGCUCGUACAGCUCCCGGAACGGGGGCAUCCCCCACUACCUGCGCCAGACCGAGGAUGUGGCCGAGGUGCUCAACCACUGUGCCAGCUCCAACUGGUCCGAGCGGAAGGAGGGCCUCCUGGGCCUGCAGAACCUGCUGAAGAGCCAGAGGACGCUGAGUCGGGUGGAGUUGAAAAGAUUGUGUGAGAUUUUCACCCGAAUGUUUGCUGACCCUCACAGCAAGGUUUUCAGUAUGUUUUUGGAGACUCUUGUGGAUUUUAUAAUAAUUCAUAAGGAUGACUUGCAAGACUGGCUUUUUGUUCUUCUCACACAAUUACUUAAGAAAAUGGGAGCAGAUUUGCUUGGAUCUGUGCAAGCGAAAGUUCAGAAGGCUCUCGAUGUCACAAGGGACUCCUUUCCAUUUGAUCAGCAAUUUAACAUUUUGAUGAGAUUUAUUGUGGAUCAAACCCAAACUCCUAACCUCAAGGUCAAAGUUGCAAUCCUGAAGUACAUCGAGUCUCUCGCUAGGCAGAUGGACCCAGCAGAUUUCAUAAACUCCAGUGAGACAAGGCUUGCUGUUUCCAGAGUUAUAACCUGGACGACAGAGCCAAAGAGUUCAGACGUGAGAAAGGCAGCCCAGAUUGUGCUCAUCUCUCUGUUUGAAUUGAACACUCCUGAAUUUACCAUGUUACUUGGUGCCUUGCCCAAAACGUUCCAGGAUGGUGCCACCAAACUCCUGCAUAACCACCUCAAGAACUCCAGUAACACCAGUGUGGGCUCUCCGAGCAACACCAUUGGCCGGACUCCCUCUCGACAUCCCAGCAGCCGGACCAGCCCCCUGACGUCCCCCACCAACUGCUCCCAUGGGGGCCUGUCUCCAAGCAUGCUGGACUAUGAUACCGAGAACCUGAACUCUGAAGAAAUCUAUAGUUCUUUGCGUGGAGUGACAGAAGCCAUCGAAAAGUUUAGUUUUCGAAGCCAGGAGGAUCUGAAUGAGCCCCUUAAAAGAGACGGCAGGAAGGACUGUGAUGUGUCCCGCGACGGUGGCAUCACCUCCCCCGCCACCGAGGGCCGGGGUGGCAGCGACGCAGUGGAAGGAGGCCGGACGGCUCUGGACAACAAGACCUCCCUCCUCAACACCCAGCCCCCGCGUGCCUUCCCAGGGCCACGGGCGCGGGACUACAGCCCCUACCCCUACUCGGACACCAUCAGCACCUACGACAAGACGGCCCUGAAGGAGGCUGUGUUCGACGACGACAUGGAGCAGCUGCGAGACGUGCCCAUUGACCACUCGGACCUGGUGGCGGACCUCCUGAAAGAGCUGUCCAACCACAACGAGCGGGUGGAGGAGCGCAAGGGUGCCCUGCUGGAGCUGCUCAAGAUCGCGCGUGAGGACAGCCUGGGCGUCUGGGAGGAGCACUUCAAGACUGUCCUGCUACUACUGCUGGAGACGCUGGGGGACAAGGAUCACUCCAUCCGCGCGCUGGCACUCAGGGUGCUGCGGGAGACCUUGAGAAGCCAGCCAGCAAGGUUUAAACACUACGCGGAGCUGACGAUCAUGAAGACUCUGGAAGCCCACAAAGACUCCCACAAGGAGGUGGUGAGGGCUGCCGAGGAGGCCGCCUCCACGCUGGCCAGCUCCAUCCACCCGGAGCAGUGCAUCAAGGUGCUGUGCCCCAUCAUCCAGACGGCCGACUACCCCAUCAACCUGGCCGCCAUCAAGAUGCAGACCAAAGUCGUCGAGAGGAUCGCCAAGGAGUCCUUGCUGCAGCUCCUCGCGGACAUCAUCCCGGGCCUGCUGCAGGGUUACGACAACACCGAGAGCAGCGUGCGUAAGGCCAGCGUGUUUUGCUUAGUGGCGAUUUAUUCCGUCAUCGGAGAAGAGUUGAAACCUCACCUGGCACAGCUCACGGGCAGCAAGAUGAAGCUGCUCAACUUAUACAUAAAGAGGGCGCAGACCACGAACAGCAACAGCAGCUCCUCAUCCGAUGUCUCCACGCAUAGCUAAUGCGGCGCCAGAGUCCCCGUGUAGCCCUGGAAGCAAUCGGUGGUGCCUCUCAGAGAACUCCCCCUCCCCCCCAUCGGCUGCCCAGUCAGUACCAGGAGGCCCGCAAAUAUUUAUUACAAUCAGUAUUUUGAUCCCUUCCAGCUUUUGUGUAGAUUCAUACUGGUAUUGAAUGUAAAGGAAGCAAGGCCUGCAUUGCAUCUUCCUACAAAACAAAACAAAAGGAGUAAGAAAAGAAGAGCCAUACUUAAACCGUCUUGUCCAGCCUGCUGAGGUCUAAAACCGUGUGUGUGGGGUGCAGUUUUUAAAAAUCAGAGCUCUCUAGCUGAUACCUGGUAGAAAGUAGCAUUUUCUCUUCAGUCAAUAAGAUUGGAGGAGGUUGAGUUAAGUUGUGUUUCUCUUUCAUCUCAGCCUCCUUGAUUCUGGUUGUGGCCCGUGUGGGGCAAAGACCCACGCCUUCCACAACUGACACCAUGAAAGGGUUUGUACGUAUUAAGUUGUGUUUUAAGACCUACUAAGAAUAUGAAUCAAGUCUUGGCAAGAAGUGGUAGAAAAGCCUGAAGAUGGCCUUUUAACGAACACGUGGUCUCGUGCUCACGGUCUCCGGACUGGAGGCUGACGCCCUGCGCGGUCUCCUUCCAGGACGGGCUCCUGCCUCUCUGAGCAACCCCUCUGAUGCCGGCGCUGCCCCAGAGCUGCCACUUGAGAGGCUUCUUAGAGAUGAAAUUCAAACACAAAAAUCAAGGUAAAUCGACAGACUUGGUUAGCGUGUGCUUGAAAUGGCCCUUCGUGCAGCGUCGAAGGUACCGGAGAAGCUGCUCGUUUUACUGCCUAGAUCCUGGGAAACACUAUUUAACAGCGCUUGCCCCGUGACCCUGGCCCCUGGUGGUGCAGAUUUAGGGCCCCCUCUCUUCCCUUCCCCAACCCACGCCUGAGCGGCCCGAUUCUAAGAUGUUCUCAGUCUGGUAAAUGGCAGCUCUGCCAUCUCAGUUUUGAAUUCUCUGUUUAAUUUGGGAUUGAGAUCAAAGAAAAAUCUAGAGAGACCAGGUAUCAGGAUUUUUUUUUUUUUAAUUUUAUGGACUGAAGUACUUCCUUGAUCCUCUGUUGAGAGAAUCAUGAUUUUAAGGAAAAAGUAAUUGUGGUGUGUGGCGGAUUGCAGAAAAACGGGAUUGGAAACACAGUUUUAGAGUCAAAUUCUUCAGUGAGAAACCUACCCCUUUAAAAUUUCUUCUUGAGGGUUUCACUGCUUCAGUGAAAGCAACUCCAGAUCAGGACCCUGGUUAACAAAGUUUGGAGUAAAAGGCUUCAAGCCAAAUGGAAGCUCUUAAUGCGGUCAGGAAGGUGUCUGUCUUCUCUUAGAUUCCACCGUAGCCACUAUAAACGGAAAUGACUUUUCCAUUUUGUUAAUGAUGUAUUUGCUGCUCUGGCGCCCAGUCCCUGCAGCUGCCAGGCUGUGUGGCUGUCACCCCUGAGCUGCAGAGCCCCGAACGUAGCUUCUUUUCAUUCAGAAUCGACUUCAGAUACCUUAUGCGGAAAUGGGCACUGAAGACGGAGGUCCGCGAGCAGAGGCCGGGGCGCCUUCACUGCGUGCGUACUGCGUGCGUGCGCUUUGUGCGUGUGUGCGCGUAGCGGGUAUCCUGCGCGUGCGGGAGUGCCCGUGCUGCCGCAGUUGAGGGAACGUCAGGGGUGCGCUUUACGUGGUCGAACGUUACUGGCUUCUUACCGGCUCAGAACCUAGCAGGCGCAGGCCUUACGUCCAUUGCUGUUUGUUCUUACAUCACUCGCGGGGUCGCUUUCUUGACCUCUACCAUCGUCAGCGUCUGAUGACUCGUCUGGGGCAGCACCUGUGUUCUGCCGGGUUACUUCCGAGUCCUUCCUGGCGAGCGCGUGUGGAAAGGCCUCUCUCCUUCAGCUCGUGGACGCCCACGCGGCUGCGGUCCCGCCCGCGCUCGGGAAGUACUUUGAACGUGGCCGCCGCGUCCUCCUGGCGCUCACAAAGGGCUAGCCUUGAACGUCACUUGCCCAGCCGCGAUGUCCCAGCCCAACAGGGCCCGCCCGCUCCCGACCGACAGCUGCAGCUGCCCUGCCUCACCGCCUCCCUGCAGGCGUCCUGCUUGGAUGAAACGGCAGAACACAGGCGAGCAGAGCACCCGAGACCCAGCCCGCCUGCCCCGUUGGCCUGACCGUCCAGGGCCCCGAAAAGCCCCAACGCCACCGCCGGGGCGAGCUCGCUGGGUUCCUGCUUCCCUCCCGCUGCUGAGGCCCGGGGAGGGGCGCGGCCUUCCUGGGGCCGCUGCAGCCACGGGCCGCCCGCCAUGGCCCCACUAGCCUCAGUCACGCAGCCGCACCUGAUCUGUCUCCUGAAUCUUUUUCUUGCCCCACCGCCCUUAAUUUAUCAAGCAUAAUAUUACACGUUAAAGAACAGCAAAUAAGAACUUUGUAGACUCCCACCAGGACUUUGCUAACCAUGAUAUUUGGAGAUGAAAAAAAUGCUCUGAAAAAUAUCAGCCACCAAAAUAGUUUUGUCGGCACUGUACACACGCAUGGUCCCCACACCCCCAGGUUGGGUUUUUGGUUUUGGUUUUUGGUUUUUUGGGGCUUUUUCAUGUUACAUCCACAUCUGUAUUUAUAUCUUAUUUGUUUCACUUUCAAGUGUAUCAUGGCAAAAUGUACAGAUUUUUUGUUGUUAAUAAUGUGCUAGGAUUUGCUAAAAAAGAAAACAAAAAAAAUCCUUUUGAGUUUGCUCUAGAAUAAAUGAGACUUAAUUCAG